AUGUAUAUAGAUCCUCAUAGAAUGCUUAAUAUAUAAAAUAAUAUAUAUAUUUAAUAAUAAAUGGAUUCUUUUUAAAUUUACAAAGCAUAUAUUCCUAAAGGAAAUAAUGAUGUAUUGAUUAGAACUUGCUUAAAAAAAAGAUUUUGGUGGUCUUUAAUAGAAAAGAAUAAUAAAAAAACAAAUCUUAUAUGGACAGAAAUAAAACAAAGAAAUUUUUAUAAAUAAAAAGAUAAAAAAAGUGAAAAAAAGCUCGAAAUAAAUGAAGAAGAAGAAGAAGUUAAAUAAAAAGAUGAAAAAAGUUAAAAAAUAUAUGAAAAAAAUAUAAAAAAAGAAGAAACUUUUAAAAUAAAAAAAGAAAAUUAAGAAAAUAUAAAAAUUUAAAUAAAAAAUUUAACAGGAAAUAUAAAUUUAAAAUUUCCUGUUUUUUAUAAAUAUUAUUAAAUUCCAAAUGAAGAUUUUUUUAUGGAAAAAAAUAUAAAAAUUAAUCAAAAAAAAGCUUAAAAAAUUAAUUUACAUAAUCAUUUGGAGAAUAAUUUUUUAUUAGCAAAUAAAAAAAAUCUUUUAAAAACUUUAAAAAAAUUUUAUAGUUUGAAAUAAGAAAAUCCUUUUGAUUUUAUUCCUUUAAGCUUUUGUAUAAAAAAUGGACAGAAAAAAAAUGAAUUUUAGUCUUUUUAAAAAUAUUUUAAUACAUAAAAAGGAAAAAAUAUAUGGAUAGUUAAGCCAGGAGAAAGUUCAAAUAAAGGAAAUGGAAUUAAAAUUAGUCAAAAGUUAGAAGAAAUAGAAAAAAUUAUAGGAAAAAAUGAAUAUAAGGGAAGCUUAAUAAUUUAAAAAUAUAUAGAAAAACCACUUUUAUAUGAAAAAGAAAGUUUGAUAUAAGAUGUUAUAUAUUAAUAACUUAUAUUAAUAAUGUAUGGAAGGGUUAUUGGUUUUAAGAAGGAUAUAUAAGGACUUCUGUUGAAGAAUUCAAUCUUGAAAAUAUUGAAAAUAAAUUAAUUCAUUUAACGAAUGAAGCGGUUUAAAAAAAUUCUGAAAGCUUUGGGAAAUUUGAAAAUGGAAACAAAAUUUCAUUUGAUGAUUUAGACGAUUAUAUUAAAAAAACAUUAUAAAAAAUAAGAUGUUUUUUAUGAAAAUAUAUAUCCUAAUUUAAAAAAAAUAGCAAAAGAUUGUAUAGAGGCUUUAUUUAUAGAAAAUUAUACUUUAAAUUCAAAAAAUAAAAAAGUUAUUCUUUUCGGUUUAGAUUUUAUUAUUGACAGUUAAUAUAAACCUUGGCUUUUAGAAAUAAAUUCUAAUCCUAGUCUUAGUAUAUGUUGCCACUUGUAAUCUAAAUUAAUACCUCUUUUGAUUGAAAAUGUUUUUUAGAUUGCAAUUGAUCCUCUGUUUCCACCACCUGGUGAUAUUAACAGUUUUAUGAAGAAGGAGAAUAUCAUAGUUAGUUUAUAUGAAUUUAAUAAAUUUGAAAUUGUAUUUGAUUAAAAUACUUAUGGUGAAUUAUUAAUUUAGAAAUAUUCUUAGGGUAUUUUAUUUAAAAUAAAAAAAUCUAUAUUUUAUAUUAUAAUUUUUAGAUUUUUAGUAAUCAAAUAAUUAACAAGAAAAUAAAAAUAGAUUUUUAUACUAAUUAAAUAAUAUGAAAAUAUAUAUUAUAUUUUGUUAUAAUAAAUUUCUUAAUUUCUUAUCUUUAAUAAUUUUUUUAAUAAAAUAUUUUUUUUAUUAUGA
This is a messenger RNA of Ichthyophthirius multifiliis, 1713 nucleotides long. Its product is annotated as tubulin-tyrosine ligase family protein, putative. Gene Ontology annotation, biological process: protein modification process. The transcript has 3 exons. The record is from RefSeq and is a predicted model, not a curated record. Lineage: Eukaryota; Ciliophora; Oligohymenophorea; Hymenostomatida.